This is a messenger RNA of Malaclemys terrapin pileata, 5455 nucleotides long. RefSeq names its product protein O-glucosyltransferase 3 (gene POGLUT3). Bases 2365 to 4308 code for a protein of 647 amino acids. Gene Ontology annotation, biological process: multivesicular body sorting pathway; positive regulation of protein secretion; positive regulation of exocytosis. Gene Ontology annotation, molecular function: glucosyltransferase activity; small GTPase binding. Gene Ontology annotation, cellular component: endosome; endomembrane system. The record is from RefSeq and is a predicted model, not a curated record. The transcript is spliced from 12 exons. Lineage: Eukaryota; Metazoa; Chordata; Testudines; Emydidae.
UUAACUAAAACAACAACAACAACAACAUCAUGUAUUCUGGAUUUUUUUUCUUCAACAGCAAACAUAUAAUAUUUUAACAAAACAAGCAUAUGAAUUUUUGAAUUUAGUUAAACAUUCAACAAAAGCAAACCUGAUUUUACAAACACUGCUGUGCUGUGGGAGGGGUUAGCCUCACUCAUCCUUGAGGAUGAGUUAAAUGAAAUAUUCUCAAGAAAGGAUUUCCAAGUGAUAGAAAUACAAAAAGCCCAAGGGGCUGUUUACAGAUGCUGAAAUAUUGGUAGGGAAUGUAAGGAAAUGUGCAGCAGUCAAUUCCUGUAGCAACUGGCCCUGAGUUUUUGGAAGAACUGUAGAAUCUUGUCUGUUCCUGCUGAACUAAUUACUGUGUGAACUACCAUGCAGAUUAAGUACAGGCAAGUUUAAUUAAUCGCAUGAAAUAAGUCAUAGUGAAAAAGGGUCACAAAGUAAAGUAUAAAUGUGACGCAUCUUUCAAUCUACACUGAAUUUUUUUUAAAACUUCUCCUUUUGUUUGAAAUAAAUCCUUCCAGUGCUGACCCAGGUAAAUAACAAAUUUGACCAUCUUACCCAUUAAAAGACAAAUUAAUCACACUCACCACUACACUUUAAGAUAGGCCCAUCAUUUGAGUCUCACUGUACCACUAUUAUUAUUUCAAUGCAUGCAUUUUUCCUUUUGAAAAAUGAUGAGUGGAAACUGCAUCCACACUCCUGCCUAUGGCUGCUGUGACUGCACCUGCAGUUUAGCCCCAAUUAAAAAGAUCUUGAUUUGUUUUAAUCCUCUGGUUGAAAUAUUAAGGGUAAUAUAUUCUUAUCUUGAUACAUACAAUGCAGGAGCAUCAAAAUAAUGUCUAACAUGUUGCUCCACAAUAAGAGCCAUCAGAAAUUAGACCAGGACAAUUGGUACACGGCUACCCCUCUGAUACUUGACACCAGGACAAAAGUUAUUUCUGUGUUGUUAUAAUAAUGCUUAGCAAUUAAGAAGCCUGAUUCUCCACUGCUUUGCAGCCUGUGAAAUCACUCACAACUGUGCUAAGUGUCAAAUGCUCCUGCCUGCUUCCCCUGUAAACGGAAAAUUCAGAUUUAGUAACAUUUUACCCCCUCUUUAUGCAGGUAUCAAUAAUUAUUAUUAGUGUUACUGUAGCAGGUAGAACUCCCCCACCAAGAUGGGGUCCGCUUUGCGCCAGGCACUGUACAAUCAAUCAUUCAGGCAGUGCCAGUGCUUAAUUUGUAAUGAAAGAGGUGCUGGGGCUCAAGCAAUUUUUUUUUUUUUAAACUUUCAUAACUGACACAACAAGGUCAGAAGUGCCGGGCUCAGCCCUGGCCCGGAUUAAGCAUUGGUCACUACCCCAAAGAGUUUUCAAUUUAAACAGACACAGAGCAGCAGGGGAAACAGAGGCCCAGACAGCUGGAGUGAUUUCCCCAUGGUCACACAGCAGCUUAGAUACAGAGCCAGGAAUUAGAAGCAAGGUCUCCUGACUCCCGUUCCUACAUUAGACCACACUUGUCUCCCCUCUGUAAGUGAUUACACAAAGUCCACAUCCUCCCAUUCCCUUACAGACAUUCAUUAAAAACCUCACAACAACGCUGUGAGCCAGGGCUGAAGAAGUGGGUUUUUUACCCACAAAAGCUUAUGCCCAAAUAAAUCUGUUAGUCUUUACAGUGCCACCAGCCUCCUUGUUGUUUUUGUGGAUACAAACUAACAUAGCUACUCCAUAGUACUUGAGGGCUGAUUUGUCAUCCCCCUAUUACAGGUAGGGUCACAGACCCAAACAAGCAGGCUGCUGGUCACGCAGGGAUUUGAAAUGAGCUGACCAUAGUGUGUGUCCCCGUAGCCCAGGGCUCCUCACUGCAGUGCUGGUCUCUCUCCAACAGGGUGUUUCCUGCAGCCCCAGGGCCAUCUGUUUCCAGCGCUGGCUCCCUCCCCUGGGGAUCUCUACCUUUGUUAAAGGUCAAACUUCCCCGGGUCAGACCCCUUCAUCCAAGUCUUGACAAAGCCCUUCCAGCCACGUAACUCCUUCAUCGCCAAAGCCCGAAUGCGCGUCAAUAGCCAAAGGCUCAGAGCAAAUAUUUGCCUCUCUCAGCCUCGCUCCCGGCAGACCUAAGGGUCUCGCUCCGAACGCGGCUCAGCACCUUGGGACACGGCCCGCCCCUGCGCACACGCGAUUGGUCCCGGCGCCCCGUUCAGCCUCUGGCGCCCCGCCGGGGUUAGGUCGGCGGGCUGUCACUCACGCAGGUGUUGGCCAGGGCCAGGCCCCCAGGUGGGAGUUGGUGCUUCCCGCAAGUUGGGGCCGGCUGCUGGGCGGGGCAGGAGCUGAGGGAACAGAGCCGGUCCCCAGCCCGUGCGCGGCGAUGGCAGGAGCCCCGCGCGGGCUCGAUCUCACCUUCCUCAGCGAGCAGGAAGCCCGGCAGAUUGUCCAGGUGCUGGAGCGGGACGCGGAGCUGAAAAGGGCCGAGAAGGACCGGAUCAGCAAACUUCAGAAGAAAAAGCAAGAUGUAACUGGACUACAGGGAGUGACAGGAGAAUGGUUUGAAGAAAUACAGAGAAAAAAAUUUCGGAAUGAAAUUGAUGUCAACAGAAUGUUAAAACGACCACUAGCACAUUGGCUAAGAAAGACAUCAAGAACCGAUCCUAAAGAGUUUAAAAUGUCAUCUCCCCAAAAUCCACAAGCACAAAAGAAUGUCUCACCUUCCAUUCUGGGAUUCAGAACUCCUUUUGCGUCACUCUUCUCCUUCAAAAAAUCAAGGAAGCACACUUUAAAGCACCAGACUCGGCAGCAGCCACGAUAUGACAGCUUUGCUCUGGGCGCCCAUACAUCUUCCAAAGUUGAGGAAAUGGCACAGGCUGAAACAUGCAACUCAUCUUUACCAACUGAACUACCUGGUAAUUUAUUUGAUGCAACUCAAGCUGAAAUGAUGGAGGACAGUGCACCUAUAUGGAAUGAACAGCUAGAAAAAGAGUUCUUCCGUGGAAGAACACAGUUUAAAGUGGGAGUUAAAGCACUUUCCCCCAAAGAAGUCAUCCGGAUCCACAUCCCUAACCUUAUGGAUAGGAAUGAUGGGUCAUUUCUUAUACAGUAUCGGAUGUAUGGGAGUGUCAAUGAAGGGUUAAAGAUUGAGGUACUUUAUGGUAAUGAACACGUAGCUCAGUCUCCUUAUAUUUUGAAAGGGCCUGUUUAUCAUGAGUAUUGUGAGUGUCCAGAAGAAGAUUCUCAGACCUGGCAGAAUAUUCUCUCUUGUCCAUCCCAGGAGCCUCAAGUUACUAAGGACUUCACUUCUUUUCCCACCAUCAACCUUCAGCGGAUGCUUCAUGAAGUCCCAACAAGGUUUGGGCAAACGAGAGGUGCUAUUGUUCAUUACACUGUUCUCAAUAAUCACAUCUACCGUCGUUCCUUAGGGAAGUACACAGACUUCAAAAUGUUCUCAGAUGAAAUGUUGCUCUCAUUGGCAAGAAAGGUUCGUCUCCCUGAUGUAGAGUUUUAUCUUAAUGUUGGAGAUUGGCCAAUGGAACAUCGAACAGCUAAUGAUACGCCUGGCCCUAUACCUAUCAUUUCAUGGUGUGGCUCUGUGGAUUCAAGAGACCCAGUCCUUCCAACAUAUGAUAUAACCCAUUCAACACUUGAAACCCUACGUGGUGUUACAAAUGACCUCCUUUCUAUUCAAGGAAACACAGGCCCUUUCUGGCACAACAAAACAGAGCGAGCUUUCUUUAGAGGUCGAGACAGCCGAGAAGAACGUCUUCAAUUGGUGCAGCUAUCUAAGGAGAAUCCAGAACUACUAGAUGCUGGAAUAACAGGAUUUUUCUUCUUCCAAGACAAGGAGAAAGAGCUGGGAAAGGCUCAGCUCAUGGGAUUCUUUGACUUCUUUAAGUACAAAUAUCAAGUGAAUGUAGAUGGGACAGUAGCAGCGUACAGAUUCCCAUACCUCAUGUUGGGUGACAGUCUAGUACUGAAACAAACCUCUCAAUACUAUGAGCACUUCUACAGUGAAUUAAAACCAUGGAAACAUUAUGUUCCAAUUAAAAGAAGCCUUGAUGACUUGCUCGAAAAAAUAAAAUGGGCUAAGGUAAAUGAUGAAAAAGCUAGGAAGAUUGCUAAAGAAGGACAGUUAGUUGCAAGAGAAUUACUGCAGCCUCACAGGCUUUACUGCUAUUAUUACAAAGUGUUCCAGAAAUAUGCCAAGCACCAAGCCAGCCAACCUGAAAUAAGAGAUGGAAUGGAACUUGUACCUCAGCCUGAUGACAGCACCUCCGUCUGCAAUUGCCAUAGGAAAAAGCCUUUAAGGGAAGAUCUAUAACUGUACCAAAUGAAGAAAACCACUCUGGUUUCACUAAGGAUGCAAAAAUAUACAUGGGAUUUAAGCUGUGAAAUCUAGGACAUACUUGUGCACUGGGGAACAUUCUUGGUUAAGCGCUCUUAUUGUAUUUGCACACCUUUAUUCACUCUGCCUAUGAUAUACGAGUUCGUGCAAGUUCUUUUACAGGAGCAUUUCUCACACAACAGAACAGUAUUAGAUUUCUCUAUUAAGUCAUCUACUGAUUUCUAUUUUCUACUGAAAAUAACUUUUUAAAACCAGAAAUUAUUCUACCACAGUAUUAAGCUGAAUACUAUAUAUACAGCAGAUUUGUAACCGUAGACACAAUGUGGAUCAUUUUAGGUUUGCAAGUUCCAAAUCUGGUAUUACCAUCUGAUGUUUAUUUGAUGGUCCAUGUCAGAUAAAUCUUGUGAUCUCCAUUCAGAUCCUAGUGAAAAGUUGUCCAAAUCAAGAGUCAGAUUGGGGGUAAAAAAUGGUGGUGAUAUUCUUCCAACCUCCACAUGUGACCAAAAUGAGAUACCUUCACCCCUACUGUAGAUUGUAUAGAUAUUGAAAAUAUGAUCCUACUAUGGUCAGGACACUUGCCUGAAACUCAAGAGACCUGGGUUCAGUUCCCUGAUCUGCUACAGAGCCUAUGCCGGUAUAGCUACUUCGUGUAGACGUAGUGUAAAUCGGGUCCUGAGGCCUACCAUGUAUUAGAGGUGAACCCUUUCCCACAAAACAACCUGCCCCUGCUGAGUCAAGCACCUAAAAUGCUAAAUAAAUGCUUAGUACAACCCCCAUUUAGUCUAAGUAUUUGUGGAAGGUGUCAAAACAACUGGGUAAGUGGUGUGUGAGUGUGAAAAUGACUCAUGAGGAAUGUGGUGUAUUACCGUAAUUUAGAUAUGAGGGGUUUUUUGGCUGUUGAGGGAGGGGACAGGAGCUCAGAUAAAUGUAGCUGUUCUGAAUGUGUGAGAAGGUAUUUCAAGGGUGGCUCUUGUUUGACUGUAAAAUAUUUAUUAUUCAUUUUUCUGAUACAGGCACAUGGAAAAAAUGCAAACAUGGCAUUGACAUUUGUAUCUGCUAUACAGAACCAAGAAAAUGGAGGGGAAAAUAUAUAAAAUAAACAAACCAGUUCAUUUAGCGCUGA